ACUAAGCAACAAUGUCUUCAGUUCAGUAUCUGAGAGAGUUUGUCAACGAGCGACUAACUGCUGCUGCUGAAGAAAUAUUCGGAGUCUUUGAACAAACUAUCGUCGAGUACGAGGAAGAGAUCGAAGCGCAGACAGAUGGAUAUCGUUUGGAAACCCGAAAUAAAACUACACAGGACAGAGCUCCCUCAGCAUCAUGUCUGUAAGGAGGAGGAGGUUCACACUGACCAGCAGCUCUGUGACCAGGAGAGGAACUCCAGUCUGGACCAGGAGGAUCCAGAGCCUCCACAGAUUAAAGAGGAAGAGGAGGAACUCUGCACCAGUCAGGAGGGAGAGCAGCUUGUACUGAAGCAGGAGACUGAUACCUUUAUGUUGACUUCUACUAAUGAGGAAAGUGACCACCAGCUCCUCUUUCACAACUGUCCUGUAGCUGAGAGCCAAGAUCAGGAAGGAAGCGAGCAUGUAGACCCAGAAUCAACAGGAAAUGCAGAGACACAACCAAAGAAGAGACAUCACAAAAACACAAGUCACAGUGACAACAUUUAUAACUCUCCCACAGCAAAGAGUCACUGUAACACUCAGACAGGUGAAAAAUCAUUCAAAUGCGAAACAUAUUUUUGGCAAACGUGUGGGAAAAGUUUCCGCUCAAGUUUGGAUCUGUUGAUCCACACGAGAGCCCACACAGGCGAGAAGCCAUGUAGCUGCAACAUAUGUGGAAAAAUAUGUAUUAACAACACACACUUGAGGAACCAUACAAGAUCCCACAGAAGUGAGAAGCCGCAUACUUGCAAUACCUGUGGGAAGAAAUAUAAUUACAAGAGACUCUUAGAUAUACAUAUAAGAUCCCACACAGGUGAAAAGCCAUAUUCUUGUGAAAUGUGUGCGAACACUUUCACUACGCGUAAAUGCUUGUCGGUCCACAUGAGAAUCCACACAGGUGAGAAGCCCUACACCUGCAACACCUGUGGGAAAAAAUUUCGUGUGAAGACGGCCUUAAAUACGCAUACAAGAAUACACACAGGGGAGAAGCCAUAUUUUUGUGAAAGGUGUGGGAAAAGUUUCACUACUAAGCCAAUAUUGUCAAUCCACAUGAGAACCCACACAGGGGAGAAGCCAUAUUUUUGUGAAAGGUGUGGGAAAAGUUUCUCUACUAAGCCAAUAUUGUCAGUCCACAUGAGAACCCACACAGGGGAGAUGCCAUACCCCUGUGACAUCUGUGGGAGAAUGUUCAGGCAGCAGCCACACUUGGUGAAACAUCUAAUGAUCCAUACAAAUAAAAAGUCAUGUAAUUCCUGAACAUGUUGGAGAGCUUUCAGACUUAAUGGGGAAUUGACAGUCCGUAUGUAAAGAGCCUUUGAAAAAUGAUCUUGGAAAAAUAUUAGUUUUGCAGUGAGUGUAUAGAUUCUAAGAAUAUAAAUGACUGAACUCUGAAAUAUUAUUGAAUUUUAUGUUUUUAUGCUCUACCAGAGUUAUGAGUGGGCUGGUCUGUAAUGUUAAAGCUGAGAAACCCUCAAAUGCUGUUGUGUCACUUGUUUGGUCAUUUAACCAUUUAGUUCAUUUUGUAUAGAUCAUGUGCAUUCAUAUGAUAUUUUUAAUAAAUUUUGAUUUGAUCAAUUUGAUGUAAUUUGUAUGUUCUCAAGUUUUAGAGGUGAUGCACAAACAGGUUGUAGAGGGUGAACUGCAUUGUUUUGUAAAAGGUGCUAUACAAAUAAACUGACUUUGAUCAAAGAAUUUUAAUAAUGAAAAUAU
This is a messenger RNA of Seriola aureovittata, 1746 nucleotides long. Its product is annotated as gastrula zinc finger protein XlCGF62.1-like. NCBI's taxonomy places the organism in Eukaryota, Metazoa, Chordata, Actinopteri, Carangiformes, Carangidae. The transcript has 2 exons. Gene Ontology annotation, biological process: regulation of transcription by RNA polymerase II. The record is from RefSeq and is a predicted model, not a curated record. Gene Ontology annotation, molecular function: RNA polymerase II cis-regulatory region sequence-specific DNA binding; DNA-binding transcription factor activity, RNA polymerase II-specific. Bases 136 to 1293 code for a protein of 385 amino acids.